Molecule: messenger RNA, 1262 nt
Organism: Benincasa hispida (wax gourd)
Lineage: Eukaryota; Viridiplantae; Streptophyta; Magnoliopsida; Cucurbitales; Cucurbitaceae
Gene: SFGH
Product: S-formylglutathione hydrolase
Biological process (GO): formaldehyde catabolic process
Cellular component (GO): cytosol
Molecular function (GO): S-formylglutathione hydrolase activity
Source: RefSeq, a predicted model, not a curated record
GUUCAAUCCUUUUGUUAAACUCAUCCAAAUCAAGCUGAUAUUUGUGCGAUCCUCUUAACAAGUGUCACUCAACUGCUCUUGCCACUCCAACUCAAAUCUCAGUCCGACGACGAUCUCCCUUUAUCUUCCAUCUCUGUUGAUUUCAUCGCCAAGAUUUUGCCUCAAACACUCUGAAAAUGGACGCCAAGCCAACCGAAAUAAGUAGCUCGAAGAUGUUCGGAGGCUACAACCGAAGAUACCGCCAUUACAGCCCAACUCUUGGCUGCUCCAUGACCUUCCACAUCUACUUCCCUCCUUCUCCUCUCCCAUCCCAUAAAUUUCCGGUACUCUACUGGCUGUCUGGCCUUACUUGUUCGGAUGAGAAUUUUAUAAUUAAAGCAGGGGCUCAACGCACUGCUUCCAGUGAAGGUGUUGCUUUAAUUGCACCUGAUACAUCUCCAAGAGGCCUGAAUGUGGAAGGAGAGGCAGACAGUUGGGAUUUUGGUGUUGGAGCUGGAUUUUAUCUCAAUGCUACACAAGAGAAAUGGAAAAACUGGCGUAUGUAUGAUUAUGUUGUCAAGGAGCUACCUAAACUUCUGAGUGAGAACUUCCCACAGCUUAAUACUUCACGGGCAUCUAUAUUUGGUCAUUCUAUGGGUGGGCAUGGGGCUCUAACAAUCUACCUGAAAAACUUAGACAAAUAUAAGUCAGUAUCUGCCUUUUCACCCAUUGCCAAUCCUAUAAACUGUCCCUGGGGCCAGAAGGCAUUCACAAAUUAUCUAGGGAGCAACAAAGCUGACUGGGAGGAAUACGAUGCUACUCAUUUAAUCUCAAAGUUCCAUGAUGUGUCGGCUACCAUUCUAAUUGAUCAGGGGGAGGAUGAUGAAUUCUUACAUGGACAGUUGCUGCCACACAAGUUUGAAGAGGCAUGCAGGGCUGUGAACGCUCCUCUCCUCUUAAGGCUACAACCAGGUUACAAUCAUUCUUACUUUUUCAUUGCUACCUUCAUUGAAGAUCACAUACGUCACCACUCUCAAGCUCUUAGGCUUCCGUAAAACCUUGUGCUGCUUAUGAUCUGCUGUCUCUUAUCUAAUUUCUAUCCUUUGAGAAGUUAAGAAAGGCAUGAUGACAAUGUAGUUUUGGUGAAUAUGAUGUUAUUUGCGGUAUGUGUACUGGAUCUCUGUAAUGUGAAAGUGAAAACUUGUCCUUUGGCGGGUGAACCUUUUGUUAUUUGGUUCCUUGCUAGAGUGGUUAUAAUAUUAAUAGAGUUGUUUUUCGCCUAA